This is a messenger RNA of Spirometra erinaceieuropaei, 1931 nucleotides long. Lineage: Eukaryota; Metazoa; Platyhelminthes; Cestoda; Diphyllobothriidea; Diphyllobothriidae. The record is from the annotation of a GenBank genome assembly.
AUGGACAAGUUCCAGAAAUUAAGCUCAGUUGGACAAGAUGACAACGAUGUACUGGUCCACAAUCUAUCCUCCAAAGAGUUUAAGCCAGAGCAGAUUCAAGUGCUGAAGCAUGCUGCCGGAUUCAACAUCUCGGACGCCGAUCCGGUGAACCUCGUAUCCAGGAUCGAGUCGGUUCUAAAACACUCCCAAGAACCAGCUGAGACGCAGCACCUCAUUCGGCAACAAGUCACCUCCCUGGUUAUUGCGCACAAACCGCGAUUGGUCAACCCGCUAGCGCAGCAGGAUGCCCUCAGGGCGCUGAAGGCGGACAAGAGUAUCGUUAUCCUACUGGCAGACAAAGGGCGAUCGACAGUUAUACUUGACAAAUCCGAGUACCUCCAGAAAGCCAAUGCCUUGCUUGAAGACAGGCAAGCGUAAGUCAAGUGUGAUGGAGACCCCAUGAAGAAGCUGGUGACGCAAAUAAACACGACGCUCACCAUGCUACAAAAUAAUGGCGCGAUGACUAGGGCAGAACGACUGGCCACUAAACCGACUGAUGCUGCCAUGGCAGGGUUCUACGGGCUGUCCAAAAUACACAAAGAUGGUGUCCCACUCCGUCCCAUCGUGUCUUUGCGCGGGACAUCCACAUUCAACCUGGCCAAAUGGAUGUUCCGACGUCCGAACUGCCUCACUUCGGGCACCGAUACGACGGUCCGCUCAUCCGUCCAUUUCCUGGAAAGACUGAAUGGACUGCAAAUUAACACAGACGAGAUCAUGGUGUCGUUCGAUGUAACCUCGCUUUUCACCUCGAUCCCAAAGGAUUUGGCAGUUGAAACUGUCAGCGACCUCCUCGACAACCAAUACACGGAGGCAAACAAUACUCCUAGGCGGGGGCACCUGGUGCAACUGCUUAAAUAUUGCCUCCAGACGUUCUUCACAUUUGAAGGGGCGGUGUACGAGCAAAUCAAAGGUACGCCAUGGGCUCACCACUAUCCGGUUUCAUUGCUGAAGCUAUUCUUCAAAAGUUGGAGACGUUGGUGUUCGCAACGUACAAGCCAAAAUUUUGGGCGCGGUAUGUGGACGACACUUUCGUCGUUCUCAAACGGGAAAUGGUCUCGAAUUUCCACGCGCUACUGAACUCUGUUCUUCCCGAUAUUCAAUUCACCAUGGAGACAGAGAACAACAAUCAGAUCGCGUUUCUAGACGUUCUGGUCCAUCGCAAGGUCAACGGGAGUCUAAAAACGACAGUCUACAGGAAGGCCACUAACACUCUCCAAGUCCUGUUCUACCACAGCAAUCACCCGCUGUGUCACAAACGAAGCUGUGUGCGAUCUCUCUACAAGAGAAUUGACACUCACUGCGGCGAACCGGCCGACAAGGUAGCCGAACUCCACUAUCUACGGCGGAUGUUCACCUCCAACGGUUACUCCCGCAGCUUUAUAGAACGCAGCAGACUGUCCAGGCCAAUCAUAAAGUCAACGGCAAAUCAGCCGAAAGUCUGGCGUGCGCUGCCAUAUAUUGCGAACGUUUCCGAGGCAGUUGCUCGCAUCUUGCAACCAUUGUGUAUCGGCAUCGCCCACAAACCAGAAGCGACAAUAAGACGUCUGGUCAUGAGGCCAAAAACGCCUCUGCCACGAGGCGAAACUGCAAACGUCGUCUAUCGGAUCCCGUGUAGUUCCUGCGAGGCAAACCACGUUGGAGAAACCGGGAAGAGAUUGCAGACCGUAUGGACGAGCACGCAAGAGCGGUACAAAGAAUGGACCAGCUCUCGUUGGUGGCAGAACAUUGUGCAGCUUUUGGUCACGCCUUCGCCUUCCAAGACGCCGAAGUCUUGGGCCAAGGGAACAAUCAAACGGUCAGGGAGACGCUCGAAGCCUGGCACACCACAACUACCUCGAUCAACCGCUGCGUUUGCCGGUUGCCUACCAAGCUCUCCGGGUGAAGUUCAAUAG